GUCCGCCCGAGGCCCGGGGAGGCGGCCGGCGCCCGGCGAGUCCUCCAGGCCCAGCAGAGGGAGCGGGCGGCUCGCGGGGCGGCUCGCGGGGCGGCUCCGGCUCGGCUCGACCCCGGCCAUGGCCCGCCUGCUCCUGCCGGUGCUGCUGGGGCAGGUGGCGGCGCUGGGCCCGGCGCUGGCGGGGCCGGCGGCCGCGCGGGUCGAGGUGCUGGCGCUGCGGGAGCCGGGGGAGGCCGCGCCGCGCUCCCCGCCCGCCGGGGGCUACACGCUGCAGGGGGCGCUGCUGGGGGGGGCCCCGGGGCCGCGCGAGGAGGCGACGGAGGGGAGCCUGGUCCUGAUGGGAGGUGCAGAGCCUGAGCUGGAGGGUGAGGGCAGCUGGAUUGGGGUGGUGCCGGUGGGGGAGGAGCAGGCGGAGAUCCCGCGGGGCAGCAAGGAGGAGUCCUUCACCGCAGCCGUGGUCAACAAGAUGAAGCGAGCCCUAGUUCUGGGAGCAUCGGCCCUGCUCAUUCUCGCGCUGAAUCAGAACACGAUCCGAGAGUUGGAUGUGUCCGAGGUGCUCUCCAAGCCCGUGAUUGUGAUCCAGACCUCAGACAAUGUCACCCGGCUUCUCGGGGCUCUGCUACGGGGGCUCCGGGUGACAGCCAAGAUCACGUAUCAAGCGGUGCUGCUGGAGAACCUGGGAGUGACUCUCACCCUGUGGUCGACCUGUGGCCUGUCCCGGGGUGGGCUGUAUGGAGAGUGGCAAGGAGUUAUCUGCACGGGCGAGAACAGCUCGCGGGUCCAGAAGUACCUCCAGCAGCUGUGGAAUGCCAUCCUGUUCAUCGCCCUGAUCCUGUGCACGGGUGUGAUCGUGCAGGCCCAGCGGCAGUCCCGGCAGGGCCAGCCGGACCAGGACACCGAGCUGGACCUCAAGCAGCACAUCCUGCGGAGGCUGUCGGCACUGAAGACCCGGCGCUACCACCCUGGCAAACACCACUGGAGCCAGGCCCAUGACAUUGAUAGCUGUGCUGUUUGCUUGGACCAGUUCCACAAGAACCAGUGUUUGCGGGUGCUGCCGUGUUCACACGAGUUUCACCGGGACUGCGUGGAUCCAUGGCUGCUCCUGCAGCAGACCUGCCCUUUGUGCAAGCACAACAUCCUGGGUAACUGCUGCGGUGAGAGCUAGCUGGCCUAUGGACAUGCUGCGGGGACAGAGCCACCUACACUCCAGGGGCUGGGGGUGCCUGUUGGAGGGGGCAGGGGACACCAGGAGUGUGGCUCCAUCAGCAGAGCAAGUGGCUGAGCAGGGGGAAGCAGCAGCACUGUGCAUGUGUCCCCAGGGCUGGGCAGACCCCCAGGGCUGCAUGCUCAGCUCAGCAGUUAUCCCCAGGCAGCAGAGAGUGGGAACCUGAGCACUGGGGUGGGGAAAAGGUUCUGCUCCCUUUAGAGUGCACUCAGACAGCCCUGUUUGGCUGGGUCAGUGUAGGGAUGGAUGUGGUCAAAUUGUGCGCUGUCUUAAAUCCAUGCAAGCCCCCUGAGACUAGGGAGGGCAGAACUUGGCCUCUGAGUAUGUGUGUAGGGGGUGGGGGUGCAUCUGGGCAGCUGAUCUGUCGAUAUUAGUGUAGCGUCUUUGGAGGGGUAGGGGUUGUGGGGGCAGGUAAAAUAAGCUAAGGAGGCAUCUGAGACCUGCUCAGGGGAAUAAGGAGGGGAUGCCAGACUUCUUAGGCAAAGUCUUAAAGGGUUAGUGGGGAAGCUUCAGCUACCAUGGGAGAGGCUGGUGCGAGCACUUUGCUGUAAGCUGAUCUCCCUGUGCUCCCUGGGGCAGGCUAGUCUGCCCCCGCCCAGUGCUCCUAAGGGACUAUUACUCUCUCCUUUUAUAAAUCUCUAUUUUCUAUACUCCCAUGGCUGCUGCUAGGAGCCCCUGGGCUGGCUCAGCUCUCAGUUACUCCUUGGCUAUCUCAGCAGGGUGGCCUGGGUGUCGCCAAAGGCAGCACUGAGCCCCUCUCAUCCCUCACAGGGUGUUGGCCCGCACCUGGAGCAGGGGAGUGGGCCUGGAAGCUGCGUUGAUCUGCCAUGUUUUGAUGUGCUUCCCUUCUCACUGGCCCUUGGGAGAUCACCUUGCUGGAGGGCAGGGGCAGGAAGUGGGGAGGGUUUGAAUGCUUGCUUUAUUUAUACUAACUUAUUAGAGAGAAUGGCAUGAGGUAGCUGCAGGGGCAGAACAAUAUCUGUGGAUGUGUUGCAGUGUCCAGGCCUUUGCUGGGAGUCCUGGCUGGGUCCCAGCCCCACUCAGCAGCCAGAGGUUGCUGGAUUCGAUGCACUGUACAUGUCUGUAAACUGCCUGCGCUAUUAAAUCUAGAGCAAGGAGAAACCUGCA
Chelonia mydas (Green sea turtle) is the source of this 2353-nucleotide messenger RNA. It is a transcript of the gene RNF215, whose product is annotated as ring finger protein 215. Gene Ontology annotation, biological process: ubiquitin-dependent protein catabolic process; negative regulation of canonical Wnt signaling pathway; Wnt receptor catabolic process. NCBI's taxonomy places the organism in Eukaryota, Metazoa, Chordata, Testudines, Cheloniidae. The record is from RefSeq and is a predicted model, not a curated record. Gene Ontology annotation, molecular function: ubiquitin protein ligase activity; frizzled binding.